This is a messenger RNA of Racocetra persica, 528 nucleotides long. The record is from the annotation of a GenBank genome assembly. NCBI's taxonomy places the organism in Eukaryota, Fungi, Glomeromycota, Glomeromycetes, Diversisporales, Gigasporaceae.
UUAUGUGGUGAUUCAAUAGAGGAAGAAGCAAAAUUAGCCGUAAUAAGAUCCACCACUCAAUUUAUCAGUUAUCUCACCUCAUCAGCGAAUAAGAUUGCGAAAAAUAAAAACCAUAAAAAUAUACAACCUGAUGACGUAUUUAGAGCCAUAGAAGAAUGUGAAUUUGAUGAGUUUUUACCAAAGUUAAAAGAUGAAUUAAAUGCAUACGUGGAAAUCAAAAGGUCUGCCAAAGCAAAACAGAAUGAAGAGGAAAACGUUACUGGUGGACCACCUUCAUCAUCUAUAGUAACGGAUUUACCCUCUGAUAGCGGAUUGCAAAACUUGUUAAAUAAAAUAAUGGUGAAAGUUACUUCAAAAACCAUAAUUCAACCAUUAGUAGCAUUUUCAAUGGCAAUAAUACUUGGCAUAUAUGUUAGACAUGCAAUUAAUGAUUCUAAAAGAGGAACACGUAUGAGACAAGAGAGAAAAGAGAGAAGCAAACUGGUAUCAGAGAAACAAAGGGAACUAAAAUUGAACGAAGAAAAAUAA